This is a messenger RNA of Toxorhynchites rutilus septentrionalis, 1446 nucleotides long. It is a transcript of the gene kri, whose product is annotated as uracil phosphoribosyltransferase homolog. The transcript has 4 exons. The record is from RefSeq and is a predicted model, not a curated record. NCBI's taxonomy places the organism in Eukaryota, Metazoa, Arthropoda, Insecta, Diptera, Culicidae. The coding region runs from base 325 to 999 and encodes 224 amino acids.
AGAUGCGGUGCAUGUUUUCAAUCGGGCGUAUGAAUGCUAUGAAUGUGUUCACGUUGCGAUUUUGAGUCGUCCUGCCGGUAGUGUCCCAAGUGAAAGUUAUUGAAGAAUAUUUAUGUUAUUUGUGUGUCAAAAGUCGGUGACGAUUUCAGUCUUCAGUCAUAUUUGUUAAAAGUACUUUGUACACGAUUGAAAAUCGCCGGAUAUCCAAUCUUCAUCUCUCAUACGCACCAAUUGAACUCAACAGGAAGUUUUUCUCCUUCACCUUUCUUCUGUGUGUCGGCUCGUGUUUGUGAGUCAAAACAUUACGCCAGCGGAAAAAGCAAAAUGUGCAGCGAGGCCAUCAACGUUGUGAAUGAACCGCCAAGCUCAACCAAUGCAGCUGACUAUGGUUGCAAUUUUAGGAUAAUCGAUUGCAAUGAUCAGAUUCGGGAACUCCAAACAAUUAUCAGAGAUAGAAACACCACGAGGAGCGACUUCAAAUUCUACGCAGACCGGCUGAUUCGGCUGGUGAUAGAGGAAAGCCUAAACCAACUGCCCUACACAGACUGCUCCGUGGUCACACCCACCGGGGCGAUCUACGAUGGACUCAAAUAUCGAUCCGGAAAUUGUGGCGUCUCGAUCGUGCGAUCGGGUGAAGCGAUGGAGCAGGGACUGCGCGAUUGUUGCCGAUCGAUUAGGAUCGGAAAAAUUCUGGUGGAGUCGGACGCAGAGACACACGCGGCGCGGGUGGUGUACGCAAGGUUUCCAGAUGAUAUAUCGAGACGACAGGUACUGGUGAUGUAUCCUAUCAUGGCCACUGGGAACACCGUAAUACAGGCGGUGAACGUGCUAAAGGAUCACGGCGUUCCCGAGACUGCAAUCAUCCUGUCGAAUCUGUUCUGCACACCGGUGGCCGCCUCGAUGGUGGUGACCGCGUUUCCCGACAUGAAAAUUCUGACGUCGGAGCUGCACCCCGUGGCACCGAAUCAUUUUGGCCAAAAGUACUUCGGCACGGACUAAUGGGCUGGGGCAUCCUUUCCCCCCAUGCGCCCCACGACUAGAGCAAUAGGUUACUUAGAACUCUACGAACAAUGGGUACACAGAAGAAGGUCUUCUCAUUCUUAACUUAUUUAUUAGUAAUAUUAUAUAUUUCUCGCGAUUAUUUGUGACGAUUAAUGUGUAUGUCAUAGCACAAUGUAAAAUAUUGUUUGAAGUGUCAGAUGUUUACUUUUAGUACGUAGGCUAUACAGUGUCAGACAGCCAGAGAAAAUGAAACUGAUUGUGAGGUAUCGUAAAUAUAAACUAGUUCAAUGAUAAGAACAUCAAUUUGAAAAAAAAAUGUUUUUUAUUUAUCUGAGAAAUUCAUGCUUUGAUUCGAAGUUUCUUUCGCAGGAUAAAGAAAAACAUAGGUUGUCUGUGUUGUCAGUAUGGUUUAUUAUAAUAAAUUUACACCAGUUUAAUAAUUUA